Molecule: messenger RNA, 3415 nt
Organism: Alosa alosa (allis shad)
Lineage: Eukaryota; Metazoa; Chordata; Actinopteri; Clupeiformes; Clupeidae
Product: oxysterol-binding protein 2-like
Exons: 14
Coding region: 282-2498 (738 amino acids)
Cellular component (GO): intracellular membrane-bounded organelle; cytosol; membrane
Molecular function (GO): cholesterol binding
Source: RefSeq, a predicted model, not a curated record
UGUUCCCUAGUCCCAUAAAUGUUCCAUCAUACUAGCUAAAGGCUCCACCCUCCUGUCAAACCAAAGGAUGCAGGAUGGGGCAGGAGCAGGCAUUCUUCUGUCUAUUUGACUCCCUCGAUGAGUCAGCCCUGCUCAGUCUGGCAUCCCUGAAAUAAACCAAGGAAUAACGUGAAGCAGGUGUUCCCCGCAGCUAGGCAGUUGGUGAGGGAACAGCACCACCUCACUAAACGGUUGCAUCCACUCACUGCUGGCUACAUUUUGUUAGCUAGUAUCAUUUAAAAAUGUGCGAACCAGGGAUGAGCUUGCUGCCAUCCCCUACCUCCUCAGGGACACAAGUUCAGGUGCCGGGGACCCACAAAGGAUGGCUCUUCAAGUGGACCAAUUAUCUGAAGGGUUAUCAGCGGCGGUGGUUCGUCCUUAGCAACGGCCUGCUGUCAUACUACAGGACUCAGGCGGACAUGGCACACACCUGUCGUGGCACCCUUAGCCUGGCCACAACGCACAUCGAGGUGGGCGACCACUGCCAUCUGGUGCUUAGCAGUGGUGGUCGGAGCUACUACCUGAAGGCCAGCUCUGAAGGGGAGUGUCAGCGUUGGAUCUCUGCCCUCCAGCAGGCCAAAGCCAACACCACUCACAUGAUGCACCACUCAGAUGACUCUGGCGAUGAGGGUCCCGUCUCGCAGGCCGAGCGCACCCUGACGCAAGGCGCUCUCAAGACGCUCGCCAGCAAGCUCGAGGACCUGAGCACGUGCAACGAGCUCAUCGGCAAGCACGGCGCCGCCCUCCAGCGCUCGCUGGGCGAGUACGAGGAGUUCCACGCUGCCACCGAAGGCGCUAGUGACAAGCUCAAGGCCGUCAACGAGCGCGCCGCCCUCUUCCGCAUCACCUGCAAUGCUAUGGUCAAUGCAUGCCGGGACUUCCUGGACCUAGCGGAGUUGCAGAGCCGGCGGUGGCAGAGAAUUCUGCAGCACGAGAGGGAACAGCGCCACCACCUGGAGGAAACCAUUGAGCAGCUGGCAAAGCAACACAACUGCCUGGAGCGGGCGUGGAGGGAGGCGCCCAACCCACACGCAGAGGGGGCUGAGGGGGAUGAGAGUGACGAGGAUGAGAACACAGAGUUCUUUGAUGCCAUGGAGGACUCUCCCGCCUUCAUCACAGUGACCUCGCCAGAGCACAACAAGCACAGACUUUCAAGUAGCGGCCAGAGCAUGAGUGGUGGGUUGGUUACCGACUGGAGUCAAGAGCAUAACUCCUCUGACUCAGGCCAGCUGCGCAGAGCCCGACGGACCCGCAUCCCUGACAAGCCCAACUACUCCCUCAACCUAUGGAGCAUCAUGAAGAACUGCAUCGGCAAGGAGCUGUCCAAAAUCCCCAUGCCCGUGAACUUCAACGAGCCCCUGUCCAUGCUCCAGCGUCUGACGGAGGACCUGGAGUACUCGGAGCUGCUGGACCGGGCUGCCCACUGCUCCACGUCUCUGGAGCAGAUGUGCCUGGUGGCGGCCUUCUCCGUCUCCUCCUACUCCACCACAGUGCACCGCACCGGCAAGCCCUUCAACCCGCUGCUGGGGGAGACCUAUGAGCUGGACCGCCUGGAGGACUACGGCUACCGCUCCCUCUGCGAGCAGGUGAGCCACCACCCCCCGGCGGCGGCCCAUCAUGUGAUGUCCCAGCGGGGCUGGACCCUGUGGCAGGAUAUCACCAUCGACAGCAAGUUCCGUGGGAAAUACAUCUCUGUCAUGCCACGAGGCUACAUCCAUCUGCAGUUCCACUCCAGUGGUAACCACUAUGUCUGGGGCAAGGUCACCUCCACAGUGCAUAACAUCAUCGUGGGGAAGCUUUGGAUCGACCAAUCUGGGGACAUUGAAAUAGUCAAUCGUCGGACGAAGGACACUUGCCAUCUGAAGUUCUCCCCCUACAGUUAUUUCUCCCGGGAUUCCCCUCGCAAGGUGACGGGGGUCGUGAUGGACAGUGAGGACGCAGCCCACUACAUACUGUCCGGCACGUGGGACGAUAAGAUGGAGUGUGCCAAGAUAGUUGACAGCAGUGGCGGCGGCUGUGGGGGCCCUGACGUUCGGCAGAAGACCGUCUACCAGACCCUUCCUGCUAAACUACUGUGGAAGAAAUACCCACUGCCAGAUAACGCGGAGAACAUGCACUACUUCUCGUCGCUGGCACUGACUCUGAACGAGCCCGAGGAUGCCGUGGCCCCGACGGACAGCCGGCUCCGCCCCGACCAGCGCCUGAUGGAGGAGGGGCUCUGGGACGAGGCCAACGCCCACAAGCAGCGUCUGGAGGAGUCUCAGAGGCUGGAUCGACGCAAGAGGGAAGCGCAGACUGCCAUCGCGCUGGACGAAGGCCGAGACAUCGACAGUUACCAGCCCCUGUGGUUUGAGAAGAGGUCAGACCCUGACAACGGGAACAGCAGCUAUGUGUACCGUGGAGGCUACUGGGAGGCCAAAGAGAGCCAGGACUGGAGCCAGUGCCCCAAGAUCUUUUAGGGGGAGCCAGUACGUGCAGCGAGCGGUCAUGGAGUUACUCGGGACAGCAAGGCCACAGAGAGCUGAUGCUGGGCCUGCGUGGGUGUGUUCGACAUGACACAUAAGUGUGCGUAACAAAACAAAACAAAACACAUUUAAAAACAUCUGAGAACAGACUGUGUUGUUGUUUUUUUUCUUUCAUGAGCUCUGUCUGUACAAAGGAAAGCUCUGUCUUGAGAUCAGUCUGUACAAACACAAAGUGUGUAUGGUUUGGUGUGGUGUGGUGUGGUGAAGUGAAGUGAAGUGAAGUGAGGUGAGGUGAGGUGUGCGUGCGUGCGUGAGUGUGUGUGUGCGUGCGUGUGUGCGUGCGUGAGUGUGUGCGUGUGUAUGCUGUGUUCUUUUUUUUUCAUUUGUGUGUGUGACAAAAAACAAUAUUGCAUGAAAAUAAGUUGUAGACGCCAGCCGUGAGCACUUUACUUAAACACUGAAAUCACUGGAACCGAAACACAGUACAGGCGGCACACAUGCGCUGCGUGAAGCAGUUCAUUGAGAGUCUAGAAUGGGUGAGUGCCUAAACCUGCCGACGCAUUUCCUGGAGUGUCAGCGCUUCUCAGAUUCUAGCUCUCAUGUCAGUGUUAAAGACAUCCUCAUAUCCAGUUUGAUAUAAGAAUGUUUUCACAUCAUAUAUGGAUGCAAUUGUGCAAUUUUCUGCCUGCAACAACAUUUGCAUUAGUAUAUCAUCUGUGUUGCUGCAACACAUAUGAACUGUUUUGGGUGAAGUAACACAGCUGGAAAAAAACACACUGUGAUUCAGCAUCUUCAGUUAUUUACAUUUAUAACACUUCACGUGAAUUAUUAAAUGACGUCUGACAUGUAAUGGAAUUACGUUUGAUUAAGUCUGAACCCCAGGCUUCAGAAAAUAAAGUGUUUAAUAUGAA